This is a messenger RNA of Boeremia exigua, 1388 nucleotides long. RefSeq lists its product as uncharacterized. The record is from RefSeq and is a predicted model, not a curated record. The transcript is spliced from 2 exons. Lineage: Eukaryota; Fungi; Ascomycota; Dothideomycetes; Pleosporales; Didymellaceae. The coding region runs from base 226 to 1311 and encodes 361 amino acids.
UGCGCUUUCAACGCAGGAAACGACGAACAGGGGACGACACAUAGCCAUGUGCGUUGAGAACCUCGCUCGGGAAUUGUCACAAGGUAGAAUGCUUACGGCCAACAUGCCUCCACAGUCACGCAGAUCUUGGUACCUAGUCAGCAGCAUACUGACAGCAUUGAUGCAGAAUACCAACAAGGUUUAGGACAUCAUCAACGGGGAGAAACUGUCUGGAGGGAAAGGCAAAUGGACCGACUACUGACGCAAAUCAAGUGUUUGCACGACUUGCCCAAACAAACACAACAGUCUGAACUCCUCCGAAUCUGCACGACAAUAGAUGCCUUGCCACAAGUACAAGACAGUAGGCAACCUAAUGCGAUACCAACCCCCCCGGAGCUGCGCAUACCCGUUCGCGCCUUUGUUUCGACCUUGCCCGAUAUUCAGUACAGAGAGCAGCUCGAGAAGGAGUUCGAGCGAACGUUGGAAUACGUUCAGGCUCAGCGCAAGAUUCUGAAGGCUGUAACAGAGCAGAACGCAACUCUCACAGCGAAAACCGCAUACCGAUGGACAAGCAGUUGCGUGCCGAGCGACCAACAUCCUUCGCCGCUACAAGCUUUACGGCUGUGCUACUACAUGCGCUCGCUAGGUUUCGAAACGUUUGCAAGUAUCAGAACAUAUGAGAGUCAAGGAUUUGGGUUCCAGACAAACAUUCUCCGCCUGUUGGUUGCCAAUCCAGACAGCGAGAAGCGCGGAGUGACUCACGAUCAUUUGUACUGGGCACAAGACAUCACAACUGGCGAGGUAUUGACAAAGGCCUAUAAACUGAGGUAUCGCUGCCUCUUGAUGAGAUCUGGGUUCGUGACAAAUUCACUUGCGCUCGAUAUUGGUCCAUCAUUCGACGCCGAGGGGCUCAGACGACAGUUCAGUCAGCAACAGGGUGGGUCAGUUCAGAUGCGCGGAGGUGAAGCCCGAGAACACCAUCGUUAUAUUCUUACGGUUGAACAGCUUGAGUGGCUGCGAGCCGAUAAGCGGCGGUGGUUUGAGCAACGCGUGCAAUGGGUGGCCGAAGAGGCCGCUGUCGCUCGAGCAGGACGAAUGCUCGAAGCACGCACAAGUACAAGUCUCGUCGACGAAGUCAUCCGCCACUUUCAAUAUAGUACAGGCCGGUAUGCCUCUCCUGGCGAAGUGAUGACUGCCACGAACCCCCGAGCGGAUACCUGGUCAUCGACAGAGGCAGGCAUAUACUGGCCAAGAAGUAGCAGACCGCGAAGUCAUUACCAGAUGCUGUCGCCUUUGGGAAAUCGUUCGUGUGUGCGUCGAAACUCUGUCUAAGAUAGUUUUGAGAUGAUUGAAAGGGGCUUGAUAUCAAACUCAGUGAUGCUGAACAGAUCUGAGGAGUUCGUGAUGUA